CAAAAAGUGGUCUUCCACAAGAUGUCUCCGAACGAGACCCUCUUCUUAGAAAGCACCAACAAGAUAAUAAAAGACGACAUAAGCAACUCAAGUUUCGUGCAGUUCCAGAUUUGGGAUUUUCCGGGGCAAAUUGACUUCUUCGAUCCGACAUUCGACAGUGACAUGAUUUUCGGUGGUUGUGGAGCUCUGGUAUUCGUUAUUGAUGCUCAAGACGAUUAUAUGGAGGCCCUGAACAAACUCCACUUAACGGUGACCAAGGCCUACAAGGUUAAUCAAGCCAUUAAAUUCGAGGUUUUUAUCCACAAAGUUGAUGGUUUAUCGGACGAUUACAAAAUGGAAACCCAGAGGGAUAUUCAUACGAGGGCAAACGACGAUCUAGCAGACUCAAACUACGAUCAGAUUCAUCUAAGCUUUCAUUUAACAUCAAUUUAUGAUCACAGCAUCUUCGAGGCUUUUAGCAAAGUCGUGCAGAAAUUAAUACCUCAGUUACCAACUCUGGAGAAUUUAUUGAACAUUUUGAUAUCCAAUUCUGCUAUUGAAAAAGCAUUUUUAUUUGACGUUGUGUCAAAAAUUUACAUCGCGACUGACAGCUCUCCAGUGGACAUGCAGAGUUAUGAGCUUUGCUGUGAUAUGAUUGACGUUGUUAUUGAUGUAUCCUGCAUCUAUGGAUUGAGAGAAGAUUUGGAAGCCGCUGCCUUCGACAAUCAGAGCUCCAGUUUGAUUAAAUUAAAUAACGGAACGAUUCUCUAUUUGAGAGAAGUCAAUAAAUUUCUUGCUCUUGUCUGCAUUCUGAGGGAGGAUAAUUUCGAUAGGCAGGGAGUUAUUGACUACAACUUCCUGUGCUUUAGGAAGGCGAUACAGCAGGUAUUUGAGCUUAGGAACAAGGCAACUAGUGCUAAUAAUCAUUCUUCGAGCCCAGCUAGUGCUAUUGAGGGGAGCAGUGCUCCUGGGGGACAGUCUGGAAAUAAUGGACAGAAUGGCACUGCUAUUGUGCUUGCUCAAAGUUAAUAAGUUAGUCCCGUCGAAAUGGCGGAAAUUGCAGCAAUGGACUAACUUUGCCAUCUCACAAACGCUAAUCUUUUCGAGAGAUAAUGACCUGGCAUUGUUCUACUAUUGUAAAGUCCCUUAAUUAUUUUUAUGGAAUUCUUUUUGGAACUUUGAGACAUCUAGAUUUAAAAUAUAGCAAAUGUAAUUUUGA
Fopius arisanus is the source of this 1198-nucleotide messenger RNA. It is a transcript of the gene RagC-D, whose product is annotated as Ras-related GTP binding C/D. The transcript has a single exon. The annotation marks the transcript as partial. NCBI's taxonomy places the organism in Eukaryota, Metazoa, Arthropoda, Insecta, Hymenoptera, Braconidae. Gene Ontology annotation, cellular component: lysosome; Gtr1-Gtr2 GTPase complex; nucleus. The record is from RefSeq and is a predicted model, not a curated record. Gene Ontology annotation, biological process: negative regulation of autophagy; cellular response to starvation. Gene Ontology annotation, molecular function: GTP binding; GTPase activity.